This is a messenger RNA of Dentiscutata erythropus, 1581 nucleotides long. The record is from the annotation of a GenBank genome assembly. NCBI's taxonomy places the organism in Eukaryota, Fungi, Glomeromycota, Glomeromycetes, Diversisporales, Gigasporaceae.
AUGGCAAAUAAUUUAGAGAGUGGCGAUAGUUUAGUCCCUACCUCUCUUCUAAGAGUUAAAUUAAAUAACUUUGACUUAACUCCACGGCAAUCUUUAUCUUUUAACAAUACUCAAUCAACUGCUGCAUUAAAAAAACAACAGCAAGAUCAAUUAAACAAAAAUACUAUUCUAAGUGACUUAAGUACUGCUCUUUCAAAACAACAAUUAGAAAAGCAAUCUGAUAAAAAAUUUGAUUAUAAUAAAGUUUCACAAGAACUAAAAGUUAAAUUAACUGACUUUGAAAAAGAUUGCGAUGAUAUACUUGCCAAAUCUGCAAAGGUUUCCUUGGGUUCAAAAAAAGGUCCUAACGUAAAACUAGGUUCACAAAAUAUUUCUGCUCCAAUGACGCCUGCUGUAGAAACAUCAUCAGCUUCAACAACUACAUCGUCACGAAAGCCCCCCUCAAGACGUGAGCGUAAUGUUGUAAAAGGUCGGCAAAAAGAUGUAGAGUUUGCUACUGAAAUAGGUCAAGGCCUAUUACUAGAAGUUAGGCGUCUACAAGCUUUAUUAAAAGAAAAAGAAGAAAGAAUAGGUGAACUUGAUAGUGAAAAAGUUGAAUUGGAACGUAAUAUCGAACAACUUAAUAAAACUCUACAUACAAAUCAAGAAUCUGAAGAUCGCCUAAAUGAACGUGUUUGGACUCUUGAAUUAACUAAUCAUGAUCUUAGUACUAAACUAGAAGAUUUGCAACAACAACUUAAUAAAGCUCGUAAUGACUACACAAAGAUUGAAAAAGCUCUCUCAACUGCAACUGAUGUUAUAGAGCAAUUUAAAGAUAAAGAAGAAAAAUUAGCUUCAAAUCUUGAAAAUUUUAAAUCUUUAUAUGAUAUGAAAAAAAAAGAUAUGGAAAAUAAUCGUAAAAUCUUAUUACAAGAAAAGGAUGAAAGAAUAAAAGAUCUCGAUAGUAAAAAAGUUGAAUUAGAACUUUGGAAUCUUGAAUUAACUAAUCAAGGUCUUAGUUCUCAACUAGAAGAUUCGCAGCAACAACUUAAUAAAGCUCGUAAUGACUACUCAAAUAUUGAAAAAGCUCUCGCAACUGCAACUGAUGUUAUAGAGCAACUUAAAGAUAAAGAAGAAAUAUUAACUUCAGAUCUUGAGAAUUUAAAAUCUUUAUAUGGAAAAGAUACGGAAAAUAAUAUUGAAGAUUUAAAAUCUCAAUUGGAUUCAUUCUUAAACGACUCUACUUCAAAUGAUGUAUUUCAUGAUGAAAAUAUUCAACUUAUUAAAAUUUCUAACAAAAAUUUGAAUGUUGAAACAAUGAAAGCUCUUGAUGUUGCUAACCGUAUGAUUAGUAGCCUUCGCACUAGUCUUAAAAAGGAGAGGGACGAAAAUCAUAAAUUAAAGAUGUUGUUAGUUGACAGUCAAGAAUUUGAGGUUAUGCAUAAUGUAGAAUGUUUUGAUACCGCUCCUAAACAAGUCAAAACAAUACAGGGUGGUUCAUCUAAAACUUCUGAGCUUUCUGAUAUCUCUAAAAGUGAUAUGCUUCAUAAUGAUAUUGAAGGCAAUAAGAAUAAUGAUAUAGUAGAAUGGGAAAUGAUUUAA